Messenger RNA from Linum trigynum, 889 nucleotides. The record is from the annotation of a GenBank genome assembly. Lineage: Eukaryota; Viridiplantae; Streptophyta; Magnoliopsida; Malpighiales; Linaceae.
GGUCUCAUCAAACAAAACCAAUAAAACCCUCAAUUUUUAUUCCUUACGCGAUUGAAACCCUUUCGGCAAGGAAAUAAAUGAGAGCAACUAGCUUUCCACAGCCGCUCGUGGCCAAGCCGCAUCGCCGGGAAGACCUCCUUUCCCUUGCACAAAUAAAGAAAUCCCCCGAAGAAGUUCCCAUGUCGAUUCCAGGUGAAAUCUCCGGUAAGAUUGAGUGCUCUUCCAGCGGUAUAGACAAAGUGGCGAUCGACUUCAACGACGACAUCGUCAGUUUCCUCGAUCGCGGCCUCAACUUCAAUUCAAGAUUACAAUCUCACUCUUCCUCCGUACUUUUCCUACAGCGGCUCCAGCAACGAAACUUCUUGUUAACUGUUGGGGAAGAUGAGCAAUUAGCUUCCGAACAAUCCUUCACGUGCCUCCAGGUUUUUGACCUCGAUGAGGCAUCGCAACAACAUGAGGGAACUAGAGACCACGAGGAAGUGAUAUUGCAUGGCUAGGGUUUGGAAUUAUAUAUUGGAAAUUUGGACGUGUGGAUUGAUGGGACGGAUGGAAUUAUACAGUGGGGAUUUGAGGAAGACGUGAGAGGGAUGAUCACUUACAAAGCUCUUGGUGGGAAUUCUAAGACGAUCAACAUUUGAAUGAUGGUUUGUUCGAAUCAAUCCACUUGAUCGUAAGGUGAGUGUAAAGGGGGUAAAUUCUACGCCUUACGUAUUUUUUUAAGUAUUAUGAUUUUAAGUAUUUUAGCGAAUUGGUUACCAUUGCUUGAUUAUGUUUAUGAUUGAUUAUUUGUGCUUUGCUUGAGCUAUGAUUUGGGGUGAUUUUGUGCUAUUCACCUUAAAGCGUUAUGUUAUGAGUUAUUGUUAAAGUUUAAGAAACAAGUUCUUUUUAA